AUGGCGGACAGGGCUGAUGACAUCGCGAGGGAUCUCGCAAGCCAGCUGCGUCACAAGUGUGCAACAUUCUCGCACUCUACACUUGCUUUGGAUAAAAGUACGGAUUCAUCCGAUAUGGCGAAGCUGACUAUAUUUGAGCGCGGCACCGACGAAGACAUGGGCGUCCUGGAGGAGCUGCUCGACCUCUAUCGCCUUGAGUGGAACAAGUACGUGGGGCUGGCCACCGACGGCUGCCCAUCUGUUUGUGGGGACAAGAAAUAUGGCUUGGUGGCGCGUCAGCGGGUGCACUUGAAAAGUCUGGGCCUUCCCUCUGACUUCCCCCAUUUUUACUGCAUCAUUCACCAGGAGGCCUUGUGCGCCAAAUCGUUUUCUGCAGAUGAGGUCAUGAACGUUGUGAAGGCGGUGAAUAAAAUUCGCGCGCAGGGGCUGAACCACCGGCAAUUUCGUGCUCUCCUGGAGGAAGUUGGUGGCGAAUAUGAGGAUAUUCCCUACUACAGUAAAGUCCGCUGGCUCAGCAGAGCAAAGGGGAAGGGUCAUGUAAUUUCAGACAUGAUGCAAGCUGUGCAGGGCUUUGAAAUGCGCCUCUCAUUGUUCGAGGAACAAUUACGGAAAGGGGAACUGUUCCAUUUUGAAUCGUUGAAACCUUUGUCAACUCCAUUCACUCAAGUAGAUCAAAACAAAUAUGUAAACACUGCAAAAAAAAUGAGAAUUGAAUUUGCAGAUAAUUCUCAAGAUGUACGUAAAAUGCAAACUGGGAUUUCGCUCAUUAUAGUCCCAUUCCCAAUGCCCCUUCGUGAAGUGCCUUUGCCUCUUCAAAAUGAAGUAAUAGAUCUGCGCUGUGACAAAGUGCUUGAAGUUCGAUUCCAGUCUCGGCUGACAGAUAAGCACCUCAUUGGACAACUGAGGGUGAUGGCUCGCAGUAGUCUGCAGCCUGACUUUAAUAAUUUAAUUCUGGAGAAAAAUGCUCAAGUUUCCCCUACUGAUUGA
Messenger RNA from Frankliniella occidentalis (western flower thrips), 987 nucleotides. RefSeq names its product general transcription factor II-I repeat domain-containing protein 2-like. The record is from RefSeq and is a predicted model, not a curated record. Lineage: Eukaryota; Metazoa; Arthropoda; Insecta; Thysanoptera; Thripidae. The transcript is spliced from 4 exons. Bases 1 to 987 code for a protein of 328 amino acids.